This is a messenger RNA of Cylicocyclus nassatus, 914 nucleotides long. Lineage: Eukaryota; Metazoa; Nematoda; Chromadorea; Rhabditida; Strongylidae. The record is from the annotation of a GenBank genome assembly.
AUGAAGCUCAGAAAACAUAUUAUAAUGGCGGAACAGUUGAAGAAAUAUAUGGAAAAAUUAGAUGAUCUUCCACCUUUUAUUCGCAAAAACGCAGAAGAGAUCCGUGAGCUUGAUGAGAAGGUUGAGAAAAUAAUGCAUGAUAUACAAAUUCGUACAGUCGCACACGUUAAGAAUCUGAAGAAGACUACUAGAGAACAACGAGUGAAGUGGUAUAAAGAAGUCCAGGCAAUGUACAAGGAAGCUGAUAAGCUAAGUGAGAGGAAGGUAAAACUUGCGCAGAAAAUGUACGACACUGUCGACACGCACAUCAAAGAGAUGGAUCAGCAGCUUGUAGAAUUCCAGGAGUUCCAAGUCAAGAAGUACAGCGAAGGACAACUAAAAGCAAGCACUUCUGGUGCAGAGGGUCAGAAGCGAAAAGGAGCUGUAGCCGCUAUAAAAGGGGAUCGAAAAAAGAAACCGAACGAUUCCAAAACUCGGCCGGACAAUCCACCAUUCAUGGAAUCCUUCAAGCCUUCUGCAAUCACUGCAGUUGACAUGCCAGUCGAUCCCAAUGAACCAACCUACUGCAUUUGUCAUCAGGUAUCAUUUGGACAAAUGGUCGCUUGUGACGGGCCUGAUUGUAAGAACGAAUGGUUUCACUUCCAGUGUGUUGGUUUGACGUCAUCACCAGUUGGAAAAUGGUACUGCGAUCAAUGCAAGGAAGCUAGGAAGAAGAAGAUCAAACAGUGAAUGUGAAGAAGAGCCUUGACCUCUUGCAAGAAGCCAUAUCAUCAAACUUUUGUGUACCGCAGUGAACAUCAGGACGACUUAAUUUUUUUUCUUGCUUUAUGAUCUCUAGCCUAUUGAUGUUUUAUCUCUAUCCGGCUUGGAACUUGGAUGCAUGUUCUUAUUGAUCCGUACAAACUGCGUAAAGC